Messenger RNA from Pyricularia oryzae 70-15, 153 nucleotides. RefSeq lists its product as uncharacterized. NCBI's taxonomy places the organism in Eukaryota, Fungi, Ascomycota, Sordariomycetes, Magnaporthales, Pyriculariaceae. The record is from RefSeq and is a predicted model, not a curated record. The transcript is spliced from 2 exons. Bases 1 to 153 code for a protein of 50 amino acids.
AUGAGCAAGAUCGGUAGGACGCCUGGCCGGCUCAACAAGACGAAAUAUGCUUUGCGUCCAGACCUGGUGUCCAAAAGAGACACCGAGCUCGAACUGGUACCCGCUCUCCACGCCGCAGCUACCGCUACUGUUUGGGCGCAAGGUGGUCCCUGA